AUGGAGUUGAUGAAGUGGCAAUGUGCCAUUGAUGCCUUGACUGAUAUGUGUAACUGGCUAGAGGUUAAUGGUGAGGUUGGUGUAUUUGAUGCUACAAACACAACAAGAGAAAGAAGGGAAGAAAUCUUAGAUCAGUGUAAUGAACGAGGAUUCAAGACAUUCUUUGUAGAAUCUGUAUGUGACCACCCUAAUGUGAUAGCAGCCAACAUAGCGGAAGUUAAACUAAGUAGUCCUGAUUACAAGGAAAUGAGUAAAGAUGAAGCAAUUCAAGACUUUUUGUAUCGAAUUAAACAUUAUCAGGAUGCUUAUGAACCAUUGGAUGUUGACUUGGAUAGAAAUAAGUCCUUUAUCAAAGUAAUGAAUUGUGGUGAUAGAUUCCUUGUGAAUAAAGUUGACGGCCAUAUACAAAGUCGUAUUGUCUAUUACCUUAUGAAUAUUCAUAUUAUGUCCAGAACUAUUUAUUUGACAAGACAUGGCGAGAGUGAAUUAAACUUAAAAGGAAAAAUUGGUGGUGAUUCUGAUCUCUCAGAAAAUGGAAGACAGUAUGCUAAUGCACUGGCCAAGUACUUGGACAGUGAAAAUUUACCAGACCUUAAGGUGUGGACAAGUCAGUUGAAGAGAACCAUACAGACUGCAGCUGGUGUACAUGCACCUCUUGAACAAUGGAAAGCACUUAAUGAAAUAGAUGCAGGUGUUUGUGAUGAAAUGACGUAUCAAGAGAUUCAGGAUAAAUAUCCAGAAGAGUUUGCAUUACGAGACCAGGACAAAUAUCAUUACAGAUAUCCCAAAGGAGAGUCAUACCAAGACCUUGUAGCAAGAUUAGAACCAGUCAUAAUGGAACUUGAACGACAGAAGGAUGUUGUUGUAGUGUGUCAUCAGGGUGUCAUGCGAUGUUUACUGGCUUACUUUCUAGACAAAGGACCAAAUGAGUUACCAUACCUCAAAUGUCCAUUGCAUACAGUACUGAAACUGACACCAGUAGCUUAUGGUUGUCGAGUGGAAAGUGUUUCACUAAAUAUUGAUGCUGUUGACACACAUAGGCCUAAACCUGCGGUAAGGAUACAAAUGUACAUUACUCACUUACAGAGAAUAACAACUUUUAAUGUUACUUCAUUGAUUCAGCCUGCUACAAAAUAA
This is a messenger RNA of Saccoglossus kowalevskii, 1137 nucleotides long. RefSeq names its product 6-phosphofructo-2-kinase/fructose-2,6-bisphosphatase-like. NCBI's taxonomy places the organism in Eukaryota, Metazoa, Hemichordata, Enteropneusta, Harrimaniidae. The record is from RefSeq and is a predicted model, not a curated record. Gene Ontology annotation, molecular function: fructose-2,6-bisphosphate 2-phosphatase activity; ATP binding; 6-phosphofructo-2-kinase activity. Gene Ontology annotation, biological process: fructose 2,6-bisphosphate metabolic process; fructose metabolic process. Gene Ontology annotation, cellular component: cytosol.